Molecule: messenger RNA, 948 nt
Organism: Plenodomus lingam JN3
Lineage: Eukaryota; Fungi; Ascomycota; Dothideomycetes; Pleosporales; Leptosphaeriaceae
Biological process (GO): mitochondrial proton-transporting ATP synthase complex assembly
Cellular component (GO): mitochondrial inner membrane
Source: RefSeq, a predicted model, not a curated record
AUGCUCCAGCCAAGGAUAGCCGUCCCUCUUCAGCGCCUGCUGCAGGCGUCGCCUUCCAUAUGUUUGCGAUGCGAGACUCGAAUGAUCCGCAGUUCUCUCCAGCCGAGAUUCACUAGAACCAUCACCUCUGCGCCCGUCCUUCAACACCCAGAACCAGAACCUAAACCAGCCGAAGCCGCGCCUACGCCUGACCCCAAAGAUGAGGAUGUAUUUAUCCCGAAGCCUCUCGGGCGCCCCAUUGGCUUCCAAUCUCCUCCAAGGCCUGGCGAAAAUACCAGCGUUGUCAAACCCAAAAAAGACUACUCGGGCAUGACAAUGUCACAACGGAAUCUGGAGAAGCGCAAAGAUUUGGUGGAGAAGUGGGGUACAAAUUAUUUCCGCGACUUCAAGAAUAUCCGCAAGUACAGGUCUGGUAAGACGUUCCUCGCGAACCCACAGAUCUACAAGAAGGACAAGGCGCUGUAUUUUCCAAACUUCCAUGGAAACACGCUGGCAGAGAAAAAUGCAGACACUACGACUGUUCUACGAGGCAAAGUGAGUGUGGUCAAUGUGUAUAGCUCCCAGUGGGGCGAGACACAGGCGCAAUCUUUCACGGGGAAGUCAGUCAACAGCAAAAUUCACGAAGUCAUAGCGCAACAUCCUGGGAUUGCGCAAAUGGUCGAUAUCAAUAUUGAGGAAAAUAGUAUGAAGGCGUGGAUAAUAUCGUUUUUCCAGUUCAGGUUAAAGUCUGCGCGACCAAAAGAAGAUUGGGGCAAAUACUUCAUUGUGAGGAAAGGCGUGAGUGAGAGGAUUCGAGAGACCAUAGGACUGCUGAAUGGACGUGUGGGAUACGUAUAUUUGGUUGAUCAGGAUUGUAAGAUCAGAUGGGCAGGCAGUGGGUAUGCAGAAGACACCGAGAUGGAAGACAUGAACAAAGGCUUCAACAGGCUAGUCUCUGAAGCCUUGUAA